This is a messenger RNA of Cavia porcellus (domestic guinea pig), 2268 nucleotides long. It is a transcript of the gene Parp2, whose product is annotated as poly(ADP-ribose) polymerase 2. Gene Ontology annotation, biological process: double-strand break repair; protein poly-ADP-ribosylation. Bases 120 to 1820 code for a protein of 566 amino acids. Gene Ontology annotation, cellular component: nucleolus. Lineage: Eukaryota; Metazoa; Chordata; Mammalia; Rodentia; Caviidae. Gene Ontology annotation, molecular function: NAD+ poly-ADP-ribosyltransferase activity; NAD+-protein mono-ADP-ribosyltransferase activity. The transcript is spliced from 16 exons. The record is from RefSeq and is a predicted model, not a curated record.
AGUACCUCCCACUUCUGGUCCUGUCAGCUCUUUUCUAGGACGCGCGCGCUGCAGGUUUCCAGCCUGUGAUUGGGCCAGCAAUUCCGGGAAUGAAUUGAUGACGUCAGCGUUUGAAUUCCAUGGCUGCCAGACGGCGGGCAAGAGGCAGCGGCGCUUCUGCAGUAUUAAAUAAAACCAGGAGAGAUAAUAAUGGCACUACAGAAGACUCACCCCCUGCCAAGAAAACAUGCAAAUAUCAGAGACAGGAAGUGAAAAAGGAGCCUGUAGCUAGAGGAAAGGCUGAUAAGGGCAGGACCGAAGAUACAAAAGAAUCUGUGAAGUCAGUGCUGCUAAAGGGCAAAGCUCCUGUGGACCCAGAAUGUACAGCCAAGGUGGGAAAGGCUCAUGUGUAUUUUGAAGGAAAUGAUGUCUAUGAUGUCAUGCUGAAUCAAACCAAUCUCCAAUUCAACAACAACAAGUACUAUCUUAUUCAGCUGUUAGAAGAUGAUGCCCAGAGAAACUUCAGUGUUUGGAUGAGGUGGGGCCGAGUUGGGAAAACAGGGCAGCACAGCUUGGUGGCUUGUUCAUCUGACCUCGACAAGGCCAAGGAAAUCUUUCAGAAGAAAUUCCUUGACAAGACGAAAAAUAAUUGGGAAGAUCGUGAGAAGUUUGUAAAGGUCCCUGGAAAAUAUGAUAUGCUGCACAUGGACUACACUGCCACCUCUCAGGAUGAUAAUGAAACAAAAGAAGAGGGCUCCCUUAAGGCCCCCCUGAAACCAGAGUCACAGCUACAUCCUGAGGUGCAGGAGCUGAUGAAGUUGAUCUGUAAUGUACAGACCAUGGAAGAGAUGAUAGCUGAAAUGAAGUAUGACAUCAAGAAAGCCCCACUUGGAAAGCUGACAGUGGCGCAAAUCAAGGCAGGUUACCAGUCUCUUAAGAAGGUAGAAGACUGUAUUCGGGCUGGCCGGCGUGGACAAGCUCUGCUAGAAGCAUGCAACGAGUUCUACACCAGGAUCCCACAUGACUUCGGACUCCGUACUCCUCCAUUAAUCCAAACCGAGAAAGAAUUGUCAGACAAAGUACAGCUGCUAGAGGCUUUGGGAGACAUUGAAAUUGCCAUUAAGCUGGUGAAGACAGAACUCCAAAGCCCAGAACACCCAUUGGAUCAACACUAUAGAAACCUACACUGUGCUCUGCACCCUCUAGAUCAUGAAAGUUACGAGUUCAAAGUGAUUUCUCAGUACCUACAGUCUACCCAUGCUCCCACACACAGUGACUACACCAUGACCUUGCUGGAGGUUUUUGAAGUAGAAAAGGAGGGGGAGAAAGAAGCCUUCAGAGAGGAUCUUCAUAACAGGAUGCUGCUAUGGCAUGGUUCUAGGCUGAGUAACUGGGUAGGAAUCCUGAGCCAUGGGCUUCGAAUUGCCCCACCAGAGGCUCCCAUCACAGGUUACAUGUUUGGAAAAGGAAUCUACUUUGCUGAUAUGUCUUCGAAGAGUGCCAAUUACUGCUUUGCCUCCAGACUAAAGAACACAGGGCUGCUGCUUUUAUCAGAGGUGGCUCUGGGUCAGUGUAAUGAGCUACUCGAGGCCAAUCCUAAAGCAGAAGGACUGCUUCAGGGCAAACACAGCACAAAGGGCCUGGGUAAGAUGGCUCCCAGUCCUGCCCACUUCCUCACCCUGAAUGGGAGCACAGUGCCCUUAGGGCCAGCGAGUGACACAGGAAUUCUAAAUCCAGGGGGUUAUACUCUCAACUACAAUGAGUUUAUUGUCUAUAACCCCAACCAGGUCCGUAUGCGGUACCUUCUAAAAGUUCAAUUUAAUUUUCUGCAGCUAUGGUGAUUGUUGAUACUAAACUAAAGAAGAUCCAAGCAAGAAAAUAAGCAUUGUACUUUUUUUUUGUACUUACAAGUUUUUUUGUUUGUUUGUUUGACACAAGGUCUCACUAUGUAGUCCAGGAUCCCCUUAUACUAAUGUGCAGCUCAGGCUAGCCUCGAACUUAUGACAGUUGUCCCUCUGCCUCCCAAAUGUGGGGAUUAGAGAUGUACAUCACCGUGCUUGGCAUAAACUUCUUAAAAAUUUAUUCCAGUACUGAGCAUUGAGCCCAGGGGCUUCCUGAUGAGCUAUAUCCUCAGCCCUUUUAUUUUUUAUCUCGAGACAGGCUCUCACUAAGUUGCCCAGACUAGGCUUGAAAUUACAGUCCUAUGUCAGCUGGGAGGCUGGGAGUGUGCACCAUCAUGCCAGACUCUUUGGUACUUUAUAUAAUAAAAUUGAAAUGGUACAAACAUAA